This is a messenger RNA of Ylistrum balloti, 564 nucleotides long. RefSeq lists its product as uncharacterized. The record is from RefSeq and is a predicted model, not a curated record. Bases 1 to 564 code for a protein of 187 amino acids. Gene Ontology annotation, cellular component: ciliary basal body; centrosome. The transcript has a single exon. Lineage: Eukaryota; Metazoa; Mollusca; Bivalvia; Pectinida; Pectinidae.
AUGUCUUCACAAAGCCGUAAACAACGUGCAGACGCCUAUUUACAGAGGACCAACAUUGAGCUCCUCAACUGUGUGGAUGAGAUGAGACUUAAGCGUGAUGACCUUCAAAAGGACAUAAAAAACCUGAAGGACGAACAGUGUAAGCUUCAAUACGACCUUGGAAUGAUGACGACACAAUUAACAAAGAUAAACGAAAGUUUGUGUAAAAAGUUGGUAGAGCGCGAGAGAUUUGACAGUUUAAUUACCGACUACGAGACAGCUUUCAAUCAGCUAGUUUCAGGUUCCGAGUCACUCCUUGCCAAUAUGCGCAAAACCUUAGGUUCAAUUGCUCCAGAGUUCUUGACAUGCGCGGAAGAUGCCGACCAGAUUUCCACCAUUUCCCGUCGGUCACGGUCCUCUAGACAAUCACACAGUAGUGCAGGUUCACAUGCGAACACGCGUGUCGACAUGUCACGGGGAACGUCACUGCCACGAGUGGACACCCGUGCGUCUGAUUCGAGAUCGGACAUACAGACAGACAACCGUGUGGACACUCGGACUUCUCAGCAACACGGGGAACAAUAA